AUGGGAAUUCGUGGUCUGACAACGUAUGUGAAAAAUUUGCUAUUUGAUGAAGGACAAGUUUGGGAAUCGUACAACUUGCGCGACACAAACCUCGUCAUUGAUGGCCGCGGUUUAUGUUAUCACAUUUGUGAUGGACUAAACGUUAAGUUUGGUGGGCAAUAUGACCAACUGCAAAACAAACUAAAAACAUUUUUCUCAGAGCUGCAGUCGAACAAUGUUGUGUCAUAUGUUGUCUUUGAUGGUAUUAUGACUAGAGAUGAGAAAAAGCUUGCCACGCACAAGAAGAGAAACACAGAGCGCAUUCAGAAGAUGAACAACUUGUGGACGUCAGAAAAAUCUACACAUGUGGUGCUUCCACGUCUCACACAGUUGGCUGUUGUGGAAGUUUUGCAAGAAAUGGAAGUGCUGUACGCUGUGGCAGAUUUGUAAGCAUUAAAAAACUCUGUGCCGGACACUUGUAAACUUAAGGGGGGUGCGAAUUUAAGUUUCCAACGCACUACACCUUUUCCGUAAAGUCCUGGUUUCUUAAAUACCUGUCUACCACAGGUCAAACUAUAUAAGGUAGUGCAUUCAAAGGCGUAUGAGACAGGGGGCAACUGCCCCCCCCCCCCACUUUAGAAAACCAUUGAAAUUCAGGUAAACGCUAAGGAAAAAUCAAUGGGUUUAUCAGAAAACAUGUUAAAUUCCGGUUAUUUAUUUACCCCUCCCCGGAAAACAUCGGCCCCGAUCGCCUAUGAGUGCAUUGAGUGCAUACAAUGUGAACAAAACCGCAUGGGUAUAUGCUCAUAGGGUAUAGGCAUGUUAUACUAUAAAAAAGUAAUUUAAUUUGAGCAUAUCUUAUUGUUUUCCUCACUCCUUUCCAUUUAUAAUAUUUUAUUUUCAGUGAAGCGGACUGUGAAAUUGCAUUGUUAGCAAAUGAACUGGAUGCUCUAGUGUUGGCCGACGACAGUGAUUUUUACAUAUUCAACAUCAGACGUGGCUACAUUCCAUUAAAACAGCACAACUUCUCUGGUCCAAACACCACAGUUAGAAAAUUCAGUUUCGAUGGGUUUACUGAACAUCUUGGUAUCGACCCUAGCAUGUCACCACUACUUGCCUCACUGGUUGGAAAUGACUACAUCUCUGAUGAAAUGUUAAAGCCAUUCACUGAUUAUAUUGAAAGUCUUGUAACCUCAUCAGAGCUAGAAGCUGGUAGCGAAAAGGUUCCAACUAUUGCACAGUUUUUGUCCAGGCAUAAGUCAGUUUCGGAAGCAAUUCAUGCCGUGAUACACUUGUUUUCAGACGACGAUAAGGUGUUAUUUGAGAAAUCCAUUGAAGAAUACCAAAUGGAACAAAGCAAUUUAAUUGGCUAUUUUGGUUCUAGUGACCUCAGUUGUAAUGUGCAUACAUAUAAUGGUCAUUCGCUGCCGCAAUGGGUUGUUAAACUUUAUCGACAAGGUUUGAUGGCCUUUGAGGGUUUAGCUUGUUUGUGUAAUAGAAAUAUUUUUCUCCAAACACAAAGCGAAAAUAUAGCAUUGCCGUCUGCACAGAUUUGUGCUCAAGGCCUUAGAUGGUACUAUUACGCGCUGGCUUUGAACUGUGAAGGUACCACCAAUACAGUGGUAUCAGCAACAGAGUUACAUUCAAAAAACAAGGCUGGUGUAGCAAGCAUGGUAACUGAUGGUCAACUUGAACUGGGGAGAGAUUUUGACCACACCCUUACGCAAGGGUUUACACCAGAGUCCCAGGCACGUAUGGAUACUAAGGGUUUUAAUGAUACAUCAUCAUCACCAUUAGCAUUAGCAGUUCCAGGAAUAGAGUUACAGACCCAAUUGGUCAAAGCUGGUAUACCAAGUAUGAUUACUGUUCAAACUGAACAGGAGAUGGACAAUGACCACACCCAUACAAACAGGCCACCACCUGGGGCACAGAAGGAAACUGAGUUUUGUGUUCUGUCAUCAUUACCAGAAUUACUGCAGGAACAAAGUAAAGAUAGUAUACCGAACAUGGUGACUGGCCAAUCAGAGUCCCAGGAAGAGAGAGAAACCACCCAUUACGAUACAACAUCAUCAACUAGCCAUAUCAAACAAAUCAAAGAUUCUGACCACAUCCAUAGCAUACUAGAAUCAGAGUUUGACAAUCUCAAUGAAAAUACAGUGAAAAGUGAGGAAAUUGGACUACUAUCAAGCUGCGACUAUACCAUCGAAGAUGUGAAGUUUGGCAAAAGUGAUAGUACACCCCAAGCCACCACCAAAGAUAUCGUUAUAACUGAAUAUGUUAGGGAAGGGUCGAGUCUUGUUAAGAAGGAGGUGGAUCUAACACGCGUAGUCUCAGAGAUCAGGAUUCAAAUUCGUGAUGGUAUACUGGAAAUGUCUGAUCACGCAAAAAAGAGUCACCUUCUAAACUUGCUCGAUUCCGACCUACCAUUUAUUCAUGAUCUCCCAAUCGAACACCAGAUUGUGGUGUCGGCAUUGAGAUAUUGGGUUAUUCACUCCCAAAUCAAACCAACGCACCUAGCUGCAUUAUUAGUGUAUUAUAUUGGUGAUUCGUCUAAAAGGGAGCAUUUCAAAAUUUCCUUAGAGGCAGUUCAUGGUUUCUCACAAUGGCAAAAUGUUCUGUACUGGGUAGAACGGUUGAACACGUUGUUUUCUUCCCCAUUUCCACAACUGCAAGUGGCCAAGUUGUAUGAUGGUGUUCAUGUGUGUUUGGUGUAUGAAAGACUCGAACGAGUUAAAGGUUAGUAUUGCUGCAUAAUAUGAUCAAUGAUCGCCUUAGUUAAUUCCUUGUAAAAAGAGUAUUUUCAGUUUGUUGCAGUCAAAGAGCGCACUUUUUUUCUAGAAUUAAUAGUGGGACCUGCCCAGUGAAAAUAAUUUAGGUUUCUUCGUUUACUUUUGGACCAGUUAUGGGGGGAUAGCCCUCUGGCAGUGAACCGUUAACCAUGACUUACAGAACAUCUAGGUCAAGCAAACUUUUCAGCGUAGAACUGAUAGACCUAUCAAGUUUAGAACUAUCCACUAUAAAUAAGCUAGAGCUAUCCACUAUAAAUAAGGUUAGUUUAGGGUUUCCAGAUAACCUCUACUUGACCUCUGAGAAGAGAAGUUUAGAACUGAUAAAGCUAUCCAAUAUAUAGUAAAUAAUGUUAGUUACGUUUAGUUCAAGUUGCCAGAUUGCCUCUACUUGACCUCAGAAAAAAAAGUUUAAAACUGUCUGAUAGAGCUACUAUCCAAUAUAAAUCAGUAAAGUUAGUUUAGUUUAGGUUUUAUCUUGUAGUAACACUGAAUCAAUAAGAGAAAGUACUGACUGAACUUCUAGGGAGAAAAGUGCAGAACUUAUAGAGCUACUCAGUAAAAAUAAAGUUAGCUUAGUUUAGGUUUCAGAAUUUAUAGAGCUGUCCAGUAUAAAUAUAAAGGUUAGUUUAGGUUUCCAGAUUACCUCUACUUUACUUCUAGGGAGAACAGUUUAGAACUGUCUGAUAGCUAGCUACCAGUGAAAAUUAGUUGGUUUAGUGUAACAACAUGUGUUUAAUUAGCAGGUAUUUUCCUUAUAUUAACACAAAGUAUUUGUAAAUUAUACCUCCUGACAAUUUUUAGGUAUCAAGUAUGCUGAAUCUAUUGUGACCAACACGAACUUAUAUCAUCACCUUUAUGACGUAAUUACUAAAGACUUACCACAUGACCGCCAGUUCAACCAAUCACGAAGCAGCGAGAAACGACGGAAUAAAGGAGGCAGGACAAAGGGAAGGAGACAAAGGGAAGGGAAGGAGACAAAGAGUAAAAUUCCCGAGGUCUUGAAAGGGAAUAAGUUUGCGCAUUUGUCUGUACUAAAUCCAGAUGAAGACUAUUAG
Messenger RNA from Paramuricea clavata, 3823 nucleotides. The record is from the annotation of a GenBank genome assembly. Lineage: Eukaryota; Metazoa; Cnidaria; Anthozoa; Malacalcyonacea; Plexauridae.